Messenger RNA from Labrus mixtus (cuckoo wrasse), 1903 nucleotides. It is a transcript of the gene eno1a, whose product is annotated as enolase 1a, (alpha). The record is from RefSeq and is a predicted model, not a curated record. The transcript is spliced from 12 exons. Bases 163 to 1461 code for a protein of 432 amino acids. Lineage: Eukaryota; Metazoa; Chordata; Actinopteri; Labriformes; Labridae. Gene Ontology annotation, cellular component: phosphopyruvate hydratase complex. Gene Ontology annotation, molecular function: magnesium ion binding; phosphopyruvate hydratase activity. Gene Ontology annotation, biological process: glycolytic process.
CGUGAGUCUGUCCCAGCCAAUGGCGUUGCUCUGUUGCUCGUACUUCCUGAUUCCGUCCACUUAUCAUUGAGCCCGAAACGUCACGAGCGCCUUCUCUGCCUGUCCGCACGAGAGAGACAGCACCGUUCCUUGCACACAGUUAGGAGGAAAAGAUCCAGAACCAUGUCUAUCCUGAAGAUCCAUGCGCGCGAGAUUUUUGACUCCCGUGGCAACCCCACUGUGGAGGUUGACCUUUACACCAAGAAAGGUCUUUUCAGAGCUGCAGUGCCCAGUGGUGCUUCCACAGGCAUCUAUGAGGCUCUGGAGCUCCGCGACAAUGACAAAACACGUUACAUGGGCAAAGGUGUCUCUAAAGCUGUAAAUCAUAUCAAUACAACUAUUGCACCUGCACUGGUUAGCAAGGAUGUGAGCGUUCUGGAGCAGACAAAGAUUGACAAGCUGAUGCUGGACAUGGAUGGCACAGACAACAAGUCUAAGUUUGGUGCUAAUGCCAUCCUGGGUGUCUCCCUGGCUGUGUGCAAGGCUGGUGCUGCAGAGAAGGGCGUUCCCCUCUACCGCCACAUCGCUGACCUGGCUGGCAAUGCUGAAGUCAUCCUCCCUGUCCCUGCUUUCAAUGUCAUCAACGGCGGUUCCCAUGCUGGCAACAAGCUGGCCAUGCAGGAGUUCAUGAUCCUGCCUGUCGGAGCCAGCACCUUCAAGGAGGCCAUGCGUAUUGGUGCUGAGGUUUACCACAACCUGAAGAAUGUCAUCAAGGAGAAAUACGGCCAGGAUGCCACUAAUGUGGGAGACGAGGGAGGCUUCGCUCCCAACAUCCUGGAGAACAAGGAAGCACUGGACCUGCUGAAGAAUGCCAUCGCCAAGGCAGGCUACACCGACAAGAUUGUCAUUGGUAUGGAUGUGGCUGCCUCUGAGUUCUAUAAGGCUGGCAAGUACGACUUGGACUUCAAGUCCCCUGAUGAUCCCAGCCGCUACAUCUCCCCUGACAAGCUGGCUGACCUGUACAAGAGCUUUGUCAAAGAUUACCCCGUGGUGUCCAUUGAGGAUCCCUUUGACCAGGAUGACUGGAAGGCGUGGGCCGAUUUCACUGCCAGCACUACCAUUCAGGUUGUUGGUGAUGACCUCACUGUCACCAACCCUAAACGCAUCGCCAGGGGUGUGGCUGAGAAGUCCUGCAACUGCCUGCUGCUUAAAGUCAACCAGAUUGGCUCUGUCACAGAGUCCCUGGACGCCUGCAAGCUGGCUCAGAGCAACGGCUGGGGUGUGAUGGUCAGCCAUCGCUCUGGAGAGACAGAGGACACUUUCAUUGCUGACCUGGUGGUCGGUCUCUGCACUGGACAGAUCAAAACAGGUGCACCUUGCCGAUCUGAGCGCUUGGCGAAGUACAACCAGCUGCUCAGGAUUGAAGAGGAGCUUGGAGACAAGGCCCGCUUUGCCGGCCAGAACUUCAGGCACCCCAUCUGAGCAGGUCUUCCCUCCUGGGCCUCUGUGUGUUCAUUGCUCAUAAAAUAUCCACACAUAUAUAACGCCACGCUAGAUUGCCUGCCCUGUCCAGAGAGAAGAUGAGAAGAGAGCAUCGCUGAAAUCCAAGGUCCAAGUCUGUGGUCUGUGGUGUGGAGGAGCUGCAGUAUGUGAUUACCACAGUUCAGCUCACCUUCAAACUCUGCUUUCGGUCCUGACUAGUGUUGGUCCUUCUGUUUGUGUCUGUGUAACUGUGUGAGAGAUUUUUUUGUUAAGCUUCUUGUGAGUUGUAGUGAUUUCCUGAGUAUGUGAGCUACUGUAACGUAAGUACAGCUCUGCCUCGAGCAGAGGUAACCGUACUGUAUGUGCAAUGUGUUGCAUCUGACAAGGUCUUUUGUUGCUGUAAGCGUUGGCAGAAAUAUGAAAUAAACAACAUAGUUUGAAA